Messenger RNA from Adineta ricciae, 4185 nucleotides. The record is from the annotation of a GenBank genome assembly. NCBI's taxonomy places the organism in Eukaryota, Metazoa, Rotifera, Eurotatoria, Adinetida, Adinetidae.
AUGGUGAUUGGUAUAUUGAUAGUUUAUUUUACUACACCAGCAGCUACUGUUCCAACGUGUAGACUUAAUUUUAAUAUGAUGGUUCCAAAUCCAGUUGAAUAUAAGAGUCUUCCGCGAUUUGCUACCAUGGGUGACUUUAACAAUGAUUCUCGACUAGAUAUUGUUGUUGUUAAUCACGCUAUUGACAAUAUAGCUUUGUACUUUGGAUUUGGUGAUGGUACUGUGGCAAAUCCAAUUAAGUACUUCACCGGCUCUGGUUCUGCGCCAUACAUGGCUGCUGUUGGCGAUUUUGAUAACGAUUAUCGACUAGAUAUCGCCGUCGCGAAUUUCGGCACAAAUAGCAUCGGUAUGUUUCUUAGGUUUCAACAUGAAUCUUUCAUGAGACAAACAGUACUUUCACUCGCAUCAUCCCGUCCGAUUUGGAUCCAUGCAGCAGAUCUCAACAAUGAUGCAGCCCUAGAUAUUAUCACGGCUAACUAUGGAACACAUUGUGUAAGCGUACUUUAUGGAUAUGGUGACGGUAGCUUUUCAAAUCCAAACGUGUAUUCUACCGGCUAUGAUUCUUUUCCUGUUGCGGUUGUUAGUGGUGAUUUUAACAACGACAAACAGUUGGAUCUAGCUAUUGCCAACUAUGGUACAAACAAUAUUGGUAUAUUACUUGCAACUAAUAAAACUACUUUUGCAGAACAAAUAACAUUUUCAACCGGUUCAAAUUCUCAUCCCUAUUCGCUUAUUGUUGGUUACUUUAAUGACGACAUCAUGAUAGAUAUCGCCGUCACUAACUUUGGAAAUAAGAGUGUUGGAAUAUUUAUUGGUCAAGGUAAUGGAAAUUUUAUAAAUCAAAUGACAUAUUUCUUUGAUGAUGUUUCUCCAUAUUCAAUCGGUACUGGUGACUUCAAUAACGAUCAUCGAGCGGAUUUAGUCGUUACUAAUAAAGGUGCUCACAACAUAGCUCUAUUUCCUGGAUAUGGCAAUGGCAAAUUUGCCAGUCCAACAAUGUUUUCAAAUAUUGUUGUCAUCAACAAUGACACAAGCACCGUACAAAUUAUGCUUGGGUAUGAUGAGUUUUUUCCAAUUCAAACAACAUAUUGGACUGGCUGGGCACCAGCAGCUGUAGCUGUUUCUGAUCUCAAUAAUGACAAUCACUUGGAUAUUAUUGUACCCAAUGCCGGUGACAACAAUGUAGGUGUCCAUCUUGGAUAUGGAAAUGGUUCUUUUGGUAAUCAGACGACGUAUUCCACUGGUUCUGGACCAUACAAUGUAGCUAUUGGUGAUGUUAACAAUGACAAUCAUCUGGAUAUCAUCGUAGUUAACUUAGACAGUAACAGUAUAAGUAUUUUUCUCGGAUAUGGAAAUAGCACUUUUAACAAUCAAACUAUGUAUUCAAUUGGUAAUGGGCCAAUUUCUGUAGAUAUUGGCCAUUUUAACAAUGAUUCCUAUAUGGAUGUCGUCGUCGCUAAUUCUUAUGCCAAUACUGUAAGUAUCCUCAUCGGAUAUGGAAAUGGUUCUUUUAGAGAUCGAACGGAUUAUGCAGUUGGUGCUAACCCAUACGCUUUAGCUGCUAGAGAUCUCAACAACGACACUUAUUUGGAUAUCAUUGUAGCUAAUUCGGAUAGCAAUAAUAUAGGUGUCCUCCUCGGAUAUGGAAAUGGUUCUUUUGACAAUCAAAUGACAUUUUUAACUGACGUUACCCCGCAAUCUAUAGGUAUCGCUGAUUUAAACAAUGAUACUCAUAUGGAUAUCGUUACCGCUAAUUUUUAUGCCGAUAGUGUUAACGUUCUUCUUGGGUUUGGGAAUGGUUCCUUUGCAGAUAAAAUGUCAUAUUCAACUGAUUCUCAUCCUCAAACUGUAGCUAUUUGUGAUUUUAACAAUGACACCUACUUGGAUAUCGUCACCGCUAACUAUGGUGCCAAUACUGUAAGUAUCCUUAUUGGAUAUGGAAAUGGUUCUUUUGGAAGCCAAAUGGCAUUUUCAGCUGGAACUAAUCCAAUAUAUGUAGCUGUUGGUGAUUUUAACAAAGACGCUCGACCGGAUAUCGUCGUUGCUAAUUAUGUUGGCAACAAUUUAGGCGUACUACUUCGAUAUGAUAGGGGAGCCGUAAGAGAGAAAAUGACAUUUGCAUCUGCUGAUGCCUCUAAAGUGCAAAGUGUUAAUAUUUUUGAUUUCAAUAAUGAUAAACGACUAGAUAUUGUCGUUGUCAAUUCUGGUACUGAUAACAUAGGCGUUCUUCUCGGAUAUGGGGACGGUACUUUUCAAAAUCAGAUGAUGCUUUCAACGGGUACAAAAUCUCAUCCUUACUCAAUGGCAAUCCAUGAUUUCAAUGGAGAUGGUCAAGUAGAUAUAGCAGUGGCCAAUUAUGGUACGAAAAAUCUUGUUACAUUUCUAGGAAGCAGAAAUGGAUCAUUUGAAAAUCAGAAGAAUUACGUAGUAAAUUUUGAUUUCACUCCAUUAUUUAUUACUGCCCGUGAUUACAAAACAGAUGGAUCUACAGAACUUAUUGUCGCCUAUGAUAGUACUGAUUAUGUAGAUGUGUUUAUGUCAUAUAGAAUUUGGUCAUUCGAUUAUUAUAACAAAUAUUCAGCAGGGAGUCGCCCAGCUGCUGUCAGUAUUGCUGACUUUAACAACGAUCACCAUCUCGAUAUGCUUGUAUGUAACAAUGGUGAUGGAAGUAUCUACGUCUUUCUUGGAUAUAGCAACGGCUCUUUCGUCUAUCAAGCGACGUAUUUAACUGGUUCGAAUCCACGGAAUAUAGUUAUUGGCGACCUGAAUAAUGAUAACCAUUUGGAUAUUAUUGUAGCUAAUACCGGUAGUAACAAUGUAGGCGUCCUUCUCGGAUAUGGAAAUGGUUCUUUCGCUGAUCAAACGACGUAUUCAGCUGGUUCGAAUCCACGGAGUGUAGCUGUUAGUGACCUCAAUAAUGACAACCAUUUGGAUAUUAUUGUAGCUAAUACCGGUAGUAACAAUGUAGGCAUUUUUCUCGGUUAUGGAAAUGGUUCUUUCGCUAAUCAAACAACGUAUUCAACUGGUUCUGGACCAUAUAGGGCAGUUAUUGGUGACGUCAAUAAUGACAAUCAUCUGGAUAUCAUCGUAGCUAACAGAAAUAACAAAAGUAUAAGUAUUUUUCUCGGAUAUGGAAAUGGCACUUUUACCAAACAAACAAUGUAUUCAAUUGGCUUAAAUCCGUAUACUGUAGCUGUUUAUGAUCUCAACAAUGACAAUCAUUUGGAUGUUAUUGUAACUAAUUCGGGUGACAACAAUGUAGGUGUUCUUCUCGGAUAUGGAAAUGGUUCUUUUACUAAUCAAACUAUUUAUUCAACUGGUUCCAACCCCGUGAGCAUAGCUAUUAAUGACUCAAAUAAUGAUAACUAUCUAGAUAUUAUCGUAAUUAACUAUGGUGACAACAGUGCAAGCAUUUUUCUCGGAUAUGGGAAUGGCUCUUUCAGAAGCCAAUUAAUCUAUUCAAUUGGUGUUAAUCCAAUAUAUGUAGCUGUUGACGACUUUAACAAAGAUAUGCAAAUGGACAUUGUUGUUUGUAAUUUUAAUGAGCGCAGCGUUCGUGUAUACCUUGGACAUGUCAGACAAAGUUUUGAUCAUCAAACAAAGCUCAUGACUGGCUCUGGAUCUCAACCUAGAUCGUUUGCCUAUGGAGACUUUAAUAAUGAUGGCAAAAUAGAUAUCGUGGUAGCGAACUCAGGUAGUAAUAACAUUGGAAUUUUUAUAAGAUAUACUAGUUUUUCAUUUGGAAAUCAAAUAACGUAUUCAACUGAUUCUUUUCCAUGGUCUGUAACAGUUGCUGAUGUGAACAAUGAUACUUUUGCUGAUAUUGUUGUGGCAAAUAGUGGCAAUGACACUGUUGGUAUAUUUCUUGGAUGGGGGAAUGGUUCCUUUUCAAGCCAAAGAGUGUUUGCUACCGGUUCCAAAUCUCAACCGAUCGCAGUUGCUGUCACUGAUUUCAACAACGACAGAUUACCAGAUAUUGUCGUUAUCAAUUAUGGCACAAACAGCGUCGGUAUAUUACCUGGCUGCGGAAAUGGUUCCUUCACGGAUGUAAAGAGUUUUCCAGUAAGUUACGGAUCUCGUCCAAUCUCAUUUUCUGUUGGCGACUUGAACAAUGAUGGAAAGCUGGAUUUCGCUGUCGUGAAUGAAGGACUUGAUAAUGUAAAUGUUUUCUUACAGACUUGCUGA